Messenger RNA from Rhagoletis pomonella (apple maggot), 1164 nucleotides. Its product is annotated as cilia- and flagella-associated protein 251-like. Gene Ontology annotation, molecular function: structural constituent of chitin-based larval cuticle. Gene Ontology annotation, cellular component: chitin-based extracellular matrix. The transcript is spliced from 2 exons. Bases 57 to 947 code for a protein of 296 amino acids. NCBI's taxonomy places the organism in Eukaryota, Metazoa, Arthropoda, Insecta, Diptera, Tephritidae. The record is from RefSeq and is a predicted model, not a curated record.
CUGAGCUUUGUCGAGUGUUGAACGAGUGCUGAAAAAUUUGACAAAAUAUUAAAAAUAUGUAUAAAUAUCUAUGCUUAUUAGCUUUGGUGAGUGCGGCCUAUGCAGCCAGUAUCGGCAGCUUACUUGAAACGACAACAGAGAAACGCGUAAUAAUACCGUUACUGAGAUACGAGACCGAUAGAAAACCCGAUGGAUCUUUCAGUUUUGCCUACGAGGGUGGCGAUCAUAGCGCGCGCCAGGAGUCUGGUGUUGUAGAAAAUGCUGGCACCGAGGAUGAGGCGCUCGAAGUGCAAGGCUCGUACCGUUACAUAGAUGCCGAUGGUCAAGAGGUCGAGGUACAUUAUACCGCCGGCAAGAAUGGCUUUGUGCCAAUAGGUACAAAUAUACCCUCCGAAAUCUCAGCAGCUGCUAAGUCUGCAGCUGAUCACCCUAACGAACCUGUGGAAUCCGAGAAGCUGAGACGUACGGUACGCUCACAUAGAGGACAAGAACAGGAAGCCGAAGCUGAAGGUGAAGUUGAAGCUGAAGGUGAAGUUGAAGCUGAAGAGCAACAAGAGACAGGUGGCAAAAAAGGAGAAGGUAAAGGUGGAGAGACACAAGAGACUGGUGGCAAAAAAGGCGAAGGUGAAAAGGGGCAAAAGGGGCAAAAGCAACAAAAGGAAGAGCAAGGUGAGAAAGGCGAAAAAGUAACGAAAGGUGAAAAGGGAGAGAAAUCAGAGAAGGUAGAAAAAGAGGUCAAAGAGCAGCAGGAAAGUGGAAAGCAAAAGGGUGACAAGAAGAAGCCGGCUAAAGAUGGGCAGAAACCAGUUGAGUCCGAGGAAGGUGAAAAAGCGGAAGCAACUGAAGAAGUAGAGCAGCCUGAGGAGCAGGAGGCGAAGGCAGAAAAAUCAAAGAAAUCCGAGAAAACUAAGGAACCAAAAGAAAAAGGAGAGAAAGAGAAAGCUUAAAUAAAACUCUUGGCAACAAAGAGUAAAAUUGGCGAUCGAAGAACUCGUCUAGUCUUGAUUACCUAAGCUACAUAUGUGUAAUUGCGAAACGAAGUCGCAAAAUGAAGAGACAGCAUUAACCCUACGAUGCAUUAAAUAACUGUAUUAUAUUUGUAAAAAAAACAAAAAAUUUAGCUUAUGUAAGCGCGUCCAGCACAUCCACACAGGUUGUUUUAAU